AUGCCGAGCACCUCGGACGCGGCGGCCGGCGGGAGCGGGGGUAGCCGGGGCUGGGGCAGCGGCGGUGGCGGCAGCGCGGCGGUGGAGGCGACGGCCGACAAGAAGCGGCUGCACCACCGGAGACGGAAGCGCUUCGCGGCCCAGCCGCAGCCGCCGCCGCCGGCCCCGCACCCGCUGCUGUUCCCGCUGCUGCAGCCGCCGCUCCUGCAGCCCCCGCUGCUGCAGCCGCCGCUGCCGCCACAGUCCCUGCUCUUCCUGGCGGCCACCGGUGCCUCCUCUUGUUGCGGGGAAGGCGGGGAGCGGAAGCGACCGCGAGGCAAGCGGCGCUCGGGCUCCCGCCACAAGCGGCGGCGGGGCCGCGGUGGCGGCGGCGGGGGCACCCAGGAGGCGGAGAAGCGGCGCGGUAGCGGCGGGUUGAGCACGCUGGUGGAGGAAUACGACGACGUGAGCUCUCAAUCCGAAGGACUAUUGGGUAGCGGCGCGGCCGGCGGGGGCAGUGGCGGGGGCAGCCCGGGCUCCUCCUCGGGCGGUGGGACACAGCGGCAGCGGGGCGAGGCGGAGCGAAGCGGCCGGUCUCGUCGGGAGCACCGCGGCAGCAGCGGGCGCUCCAAGGAGCGGCACCGAGAGCAUCGCCGACGGGGAGAGGAAAAGGCGCAGCAGGAGGGGACGGCGGCACCGAGCCGCGGGGCAUCCGAGCCCUCCUCGUCCUCCAAAUCCCGCAGCCGCCACAACCACACCGGGAGCCAAGACCGGGAAGGACUCAAGAGCAGCAGUAGCAGCGGCGGUGGCAGCGACGGCCGCAGGAAGGGCUCCCUCGCCUCUCCCAGCAGCGGCAGGAAAGACCGGGAGAGCAAAUCGCACAGGAGUCGGACUAAAGCGGCUAAAGAACCGCCGUCGGCGUACAAGGACCCUCCGAAAGCUUACCGAGACGAUAAGCCCGAGCCCAAGGCGUACCGGCGUCAGCGCUCCUCGCCCAGCCCUGGCCGGGAUGACAGCCCUCCUCUGCACCGCUCCUCGCAGAGCCAGCGCAGCCGCAAGUCGCUCAGCCCGGUGGGCGCCCGCUCGCCGCUCAGCCCCUACAGCCGACGGCGAUCCCCCAGCUACAGCCGGCACAGCUCGUACGAGCGCGGCGGGGAUGUGUCGCCCAGCCCCUACAGCAGCUGGCGUCGAUCGCGGAGCCCCUACAGCCCCGUUAUCCGGAGAUCAGCAAAAUCUCGAAGCAGAAGUCCAUAUUCAUCAAGGCACUCCAGGUCUCGUAGCAGACACAGAUUGUCUAGAUCCAGAAGUCGUCAUUCAAGUAUUUCUCCUAGUACAUUGACUCUGAAGAGCAGCCUGGCUGCUGAGCUGAACAAAAACAAAAAAGCAAGAGCAGCUGAGGCAGCCAAAGCCAGUGCAAAAGCGUCCAAUACUUCAACACCUACUAAGGGAAACACUGACACUGCUGUAACUACACCUCAAGUGAACAAUGUUAAAGACCUGAAGAAAAUCAAAACUGAGCAUACACCUUCUCCUACCAGCAGUGCAAAUCUCAAAAACGACAAGGCAAAAGCAAAGGUCUCGCUUCCUGAAACAAAAGCGGAAAAUAAUGUAGCUGCAGACAAAAUUACUAAACAGAAGCCUGCAGCAGUAAAAGAGAAUAAAUUGACUGUUGUGAAACAGCCACCGGUCCCUGUAAAAGAGAAGAGCAAGCCGAGUACACCGAGUGUACCAGCCAAGGAGAAGGAUCGAAUUGUUACCCUGCCGACCUCCACACUGCCACCCUUGCCUUUGCCUCCCACGCUGCCUGAAGAUAAAGAAACUGAUAGCUUGAGAGAGAAUCUUUCAGUGAAGUCAGUUAAAGAAACAGAGAAGAAACUUCGCCAUCUGCUUGCAGACUUGCCACUUCCACCUGAGUUGCCUGGAGGAGCUGAGGUACCCAAAAGUCCUGAAGAAAAGAAACCACCAGUUCAAUUACAUAGCAAGAGAAGACCAAAAAUAUGUGGACCACGACAUGGUGAAACGAAAGAAAAAGAAAUAGACUGGGGAAAGCGCUGUGUGGAUAAAUUUGAUAUCAUUGGUAUUAUUGGUGAAGGCACUUAUGGGCAAGUUUACAAAGCCAGAGAUAAAGAUACAGGGGAAAUGGUAGCACUGAAGAAAGUACGCCUGGAUAAUGAAAAGGAAGGGUUUCCAAUUACAGCUAUUCGAGAGAUUAAGAUUCUUCGACAGCUUAAUCAUCAAAGCAUUAUCAACAUGAAGGAAAUAGUGACGGAUAAGGAAGAUGCUUUGGACUUCAAGAAGGACAAAGGUGCAUUUUACCUGGUAUUUGAAUAUAUGGACCAUGACUUGAUGGGACUGCUGGAAUCUGGUUUGGUUCAUUUUAAUGAAAAUCAUAUUAAAUCUUUCAUGAGACAGCUGAUGGAGGGCUUGGCCUAUUGCCACAAGAAGAACUUUUUGCACAGAGAUAUCAAAUGUUCAAAUAUUCUACUAAAUAAUAGAGGGCAGAUAAAGCUCGCAGAUUUUGGGCUUGCUCGGCUGUACAACUCAGAAGAAAGCCGACCAUAUACCAACAAAGUUAUUACAUUAUGGUAUCGGCCUCCUGAACUUCUCCUUGGGGAAGAAAGAUACACACCAGCCAUCGAUGUCUGGAGCUGUGGCUGUAUCCUGGGUGAACUUUUUACGAAAAAACCAAUAUUUCAAGCAAAUCAAGAACUUGCUCAACUGGAACUCAUAAGCCGAAUUUGUGGAAGUCCUUGUCCAGCAGUGUGGCCUGAUGUUAUAAAAUUAGCUUACUUCAACACAAUGAAACCAAAGAAGCAGUAUCGUCGAAAACUGAGAGAAGAGUUUUCUUUCAUCCCACCAGCUGCAUUAGAUUUAUUCGAUUAUAUGCUUGCCCUGGAUCCCAGCAAGCGCUGCACAGCUGAACAAGCUCUUCAGUGUGAGUUCCUGCGAGAUGUGGAACCAUCUAAAAUGCCUCCUCCAGACCUUCCUUUGUGGCAGGAUUGCCAUGAGCUGUGGAGUAAGAAACGCAGAAGACAGAAGCAGAUGGGCAUGACUGAUGACUCUACAGCAGCUAAAGUCCCUAGGAAAGAUCUGUCUCUAGGCAUGGAUGAGAGCAGAACCAACACCCCACAAGGCAUGCAAACUUCUUCCCAACUCAAAACUCAGGGCAGCUCUAGUGUAGCACUUGCAAAAACAAGCACUGGACAGCAGUUAAACCAGAAUGAAGUGGCAAUCCUGCUAAACCUGCUACAGUCUAAAACAAGUGUUAGUUUGGCACAGUUUGCCCAAGUAUUGAAUAUUAAGGUAAACCCAGAGACUCAGCAGCAACUAAAUAAAAUAAAUCUUCCUGCUGGAAUUUUGUCAGCAGGUGAAAAACAGUCAGAACAGCAGCAGCAGCAGCAGCCACCGCCGCCUCCUCCACCACCUCCAGAGCAGGAGCCUCUGAAACAGCCGAUGGUGACUCAGCCCCCUGUGCCCCCUGUGCCCCCUGUGCCACCUGCUCAGCUGGGUCAGCCUAAAGUUGAGACUGAUGCUGCCCAGGCAGCUGUGCAGAGUGCAUUUGCUGUUCUGCUGUCUCAGUUAAUAAAGGCUCAGCAAACAAAACAAAAAGAUUUUGUGUUGGAGGAGAAGGAAAAUGGAUCAGGAAAUGAAAUGUCAUUACAACUCAGACAGCCUCCAGAGCCCGCCACUCCCGUGUCUGUCAGCCGAGAUGACGUGGAAUCUCCAGCACCUGGCUACCCACAUCUGAUCAAGUCAUUAUACAUGUCUGCAGGUCAAGAGGAUUUAGUUAGGCAGUCUGAGAUGAGGCUUCUGAACCGAACACCUGAGCAGGAGCGCCCUCGGAUCUUGCCUCCAGACCAGCGUCCCCCCGAGCCACCGGAGCCUCCGCCGCUCACUGAUGAAGACCUUGAUUAUCGGACAGAGAAUCAGCAUUUGCCUAUAAGUAACUCUUCAGGAGCAGAUCCUCACGCAGGAGUGAAAGCAGCUCUUCUGCAGCUGCUGGCUCAGCAUCAAGCUCAGGCGACAACGGAGGAGCCAGUACCCACGGGUGUGGAUUAUCAGGCUAGGGACUCCUAUGUAACAGGCCCGGACUACAAGGAUAACUUUGGCUCAUCGUCCUUCUCAUCUGCCUGUUACAGCACUAGCGAUGGAAUAGGAAGCGGAUCAUCAGGAGUAUUAGAAAGGAGGAGUUUCCUUGGAAACUCAGAUAUUCAGUCCUUGGAUAACUACAGUACUGCUUCAUCUCACUCUGGUGCUGCCCCUCCUCCAUCGGCCUUUCCAGAAUCCUUUCCCAGCUCAGUAACUGGUUACGGAGACAUUUACCUCAAUGCUGGCCCCAUGCUGUUCAGUGGAGAUAAAGACCAUAGGUUUGAAUACAGCCAUGGCCCGAUCCCGGUUUUGGGGAGCAGCAGUGAUGCUUCCACAGGGCCAGAGAGCACGCACUCUUUGCCCACAAAGAUGCACAACUAUAGCUAUGGAAGUAAUUUACAGGAAAAUCCCACUGGCAUCAGCCACAUGCAUGGACAGACUUGGACUUCUCCUGCCCAAGGACCUGGCUAUUCCCAAGGAUACAGGGGACACAUUAGCACAUCUGCAGUGAGAGGGCGAGGCAGAGGAUUACCAUAUUGAGUAUCUGUUUUUCCUCAGGCACAUCAUUUUUAUCUGGAAAAACUUCCCCCCCCCAGCUGCAAUUUAAAGCAGCAAUUCAACAGACUUGAAUAAUGUUAAUUCAACAGCUUUAUUUUUAUGUGGAAAAGGGUCUUGCAUACAGUAGGAAAAAUUAAAAAAUGCUUACAACUCAUGCUGUCUAAAAACUAGAUGACUUGAUUGUACAUGUUCACAAACUCUAGUUCUGACUUUUAUUUUGUAUUUUGGCAGUUUUAAGUGGAUGCUAAAUUUAGGGACAUCAGCUUUUUAUGGCACUCUUUCAGAUCUUCUGAACUAUGCACAUUUGUGCUUUUUUUGUAAGUUUGGACCAAGUUUUAUGUAAAAAAAGAAAUUUUACAACAAUCAAAGCAGGGCACUGAUUUAUUUGGUAUUUUUCUUUUUACAGAACUACCUUUAGUCAAAGGUCACUGUCAGUCUUUGCACUGCUUUCAGUGUUAUUGUGGAAGGUGUACUUUGUGCUCAUUUCAGAUAAUAAAACACAACCUUUCUCUUGAUGCAAAAUUUUAUAAAUAUUUGGUCAACGUUUUUUUUUUUUUUCUUUUAAGAAAAAAAAGAAUGGGUGUUCUGGUAAAAUGUUCUCUCCAUCUCCCACACUUGUUUAUAUAAAAACUGUUUUACUUGAAUGGUAAGUGCCUUAACAUGUAAGCUUAAGGUCUGCAAAAAUUUGGAAGUACUUCGUAGGUUGCUAUGAACAUAACACCUAAACCUAGGUAAUUAACAAGAGAAUUCAGAUAAUAAUAAGAAACUCAAACAGGUGAAUAUUGUGGUGUUUACUUCACAUGGGCCAGUUACUUAGAGACCUGAUCUUACCUACAUAAAAUUGUAAUUUCCAAAUUGAACUUCAUGAGAAACGUUGAAAGUGAGGAGAAGAAUGAAGAGUGUAGUUUUUUCCUCAGCUCCCUGUUGGAGUUGUAGUAA
Molecule: messenger RNA, 5565 nt
Organism: Sturnus vulgaris (Common starling)
Lineage: Eukaryota; Metazoa; Chordata; Aves; Passeriformes; Sturnidae
Gene: CDK13
Product: cyclin dependent kinase 13
Biological process (GO): positive regulation of transcription elongation by RNA polymerase II; protein phosphorylation
Cellular component (GO): nucleus; cyclin/CDK positive transcription elongation factor complex
Molecular function (GO): ATP binding; RNA polymerase II CTD heptapeptide repeat kinase activity; cyclin binding
Source: RefSeq, a predicted model, not a curated record